AUGAUCAACAAGAUCACGAUCGCACCAGAUCCGGAUAUAUAUAAGAUGCAAUCCGACUCAUAUGAACCCGAAGACUGGAGAUCCGAGACCACCUCGAUCGGCUCCUCCCUGUACAAGGGGAUCAUGGAGAACGGCAGAAGAUACCAAACCUUGAGAGAAUCCGAAUAUUUUAGCCCUUCCGACGAGAAGCAGUUCGAGACCUAUCAAGUGGGGCAUCUCGCAUGUCUUCUCAUGGACUCCGAUGAGUCCAACCUACUGUUUCAGUCACCAAUCCCUUCGCCGAAGAAUGUCCUCGAUGUUGGGACAGGGCAGGGUUCGUGGGCUAUUGAUAUGGCGGAUAUGUACCCCGACGCCAUCAUUCGGGGUGUCGAUCUGUUCCCACCGCCUACCAGUUGGGUCCCCCCAAACUGCAUAUUGGAAGUCGACGACGUUUUGCAGCGGUGGACUUGGCAUGAUAAAUUUGAUCUCAUUCAUCUUCGUCACGGCAUCGGGGCUUUUACGCCUGACGAAUGGAGCCGUCUCUACGAGCAGUGCUAUGAUAACCUGGAACCUGGUGGAUGGUUCGAGCAAAUUGAAAUGAACAUCUGCUGCGAGUGCGACGAUGGAAGCGUUCCUGCGGACAGCGUGCUGUUCUCCUGGGGGCCGAGAUUUUACGCUGCUGGCGAAAAGACUGGAAAGCCUCUUGACGUAACGAAAACAAUGCGCGCGUCGAUUGAGAAAGCGGGUUUUGUUGAUAUUCACGAGAAGAAUGCUAAGUGGCCUAUCGGGGCUUGGCCGAAGAUGAAAUCAUUGAAAGAGGCUGGGUUCGUCAAUAUGCAGCACUGGCUGGCAGGUAUGGAGGGUUACUCAAUGUACCUCCUCACCAAGUAUGGAGACCCGGUGCCGUGGUCCAAAGAAGAAGUCCAGGUUUAUGUGGCCCAGAUGCGGAAGGCAGUGAAAAACCCUCGCUUUCACGCUUACCAGUACGCAAAGAGAGUCUGGGCCAGAAAGCCCUUCCCAGAGGAGCUUGCAAAGAGUAAGACCUCUGUUUAUAUCAAGCAGGAAUGA
Penicillium samsonianum is the source of this 1047-nucleotide messenger RNA. RefSeq names its product class I SAM-dependent methyltransferase. The record is from RefSeq and is a predicted model, not a curated record. Lineage: Eukaryota; Fungi; Ascomycota; Eurotiomycetes; Eurotiales; Aspergillaceae. The transcript has a single exon. Gene Ontology annotation, molecular function: methyltransferase activity. The coding region runs from base 1 to 1047 and encodes 348 amino acids.